Ostreobium quekettii is the source of this 1743-nucleotide messenger RNA. NCBI's taxonomy places the organism in Eukaryota, Viridiplantae, Chlorophyta, Ulvophyceae, Bryopsidales, Ostreobiaceae. The record is from the annotation of a GenBank genome assembly.
AUGGCCACGUUGGUGGCAGCGCAGGAUGACGCGGAGCGCGGCGGGUGGCUGUCUAUCGUGUCGCGCCUCUCCCUGCUGCCUUUCGGCUCGUCCGUGAUGGACAUCAGCGGGCCUGAGGGGGAUCUGGACAUAUCGCUGGAGGGGGAGGUGAACGGGAGGAGCCUAUGGCGGGCGGGGCGGGAAUUCAAACAGAACCUGCUGCAGGAGGUGCACAGAGUGCUGGAGGAGGGCGGAAAUUUUGCGAAGAGGGGGCGGCGGCAGCUGGUGUUGGGCGCUAGGUGGCCCAUCAGCAGGUUUGUGGAGGCGCAGACGAGGGUGCCGUGCGACUUGUCGAUCGGGAACACCAUCGGCGUGUUCAAGAGUCAGCUGCUGGGGGCCGCCCUGGGCGUCGAUCCCAGGCUGAGGAGUCUGGCGAUGGUGGUCAAGUCCUGGGCGCGGUUCAACGGUGUUAACGACCCGGCGAAUGGGACCUUCAACUCGUACUGCCUCACGCUGCUGGUUGUGACGUUCGCGCAGGCGCGGCGGCCUCCGCUGCUGCCACCGUUCCGGAAGCUUUUCCGGGGGCUGGAGGUGGUCUUGGCAGAGUCGGGGCCGGCGUUGCAAGAUGGGUGGUUGUUGGGCACGGUGCAGGGGUUCAGGAAGAUGGUGGUGGCGUGGGGGAGGAGAAGGGACCGGCCGUGCAACAAGGAGAGCCUGCUAGAGCUUUUCCUCGGCUUCCUGAGGGCGUUUUGUUGGCUGGUGGAGGAGAGCAAGUGGCAGGCGUCGGGCGGGGGGUGGGGGCUGCCACAGUGGCGGAUGAGCGCCAGCCCAUGGGAGGGCGGCUUUAAGGAGCUGAGCUGGGAGCCGUGGGUUGCCGACUCGCACCAUCUCUUUGUGCAAGACCCCUUUGAGCGCCAUGACAACUGCGCACGGACAUUGAAGACCAUGGAGUGGUACAGGGUGGUGCAGCUUCUGCACAACACCAACACAAGUGUCUGCCACUGGAUGGGACUUCCUGCCAGCAAGAUGGAAGCCAGCUGGGACAGGUUCAUGGACAGCCUGUUUGGACAGGGCUUGUCACCUCAGCUGCAAGUGCAACCACCCCCCUUGAGUCCCUCACUGUGCAUGCAGCAUCAGAUCCUGGAAGAUCAGCCCCAGGUCCUUCCCAUGAGCCAACAGCCUCUGCCGAACGCCUUCCAGCAACCGUGCAGCCAAAUCCCCCUGAACGCAUGCCAUCAGGAAGAGCAGCAGUACUACACUGGGCCUCCUGCGCACCAAAUGCCGGAGGCCUUCACAUGGCAGCUUCCCAAUGUGACGAUGAUUGGCACAAUGCAAUGCAUUCCAGUUGCAUGGGCCCCAACAGGCUAUUUGCCAUCCAGAUCGAUUUUGGAUGAACAGAUGAACAGGUGUUUCAAUGCUGCGGUUGAGGCGGCAGUCAAUCGAUUGAAGCAAAUGGCACAAGAAGAUAACGAUGGUUUGGAUGCUGUUGCAAAACCUGUGCAAGUCCAUCAAAGUGGGGACAGUGAACCACAUGAAGAUGUUGUGGGGCUGACAAAGGUUGUUCAGAUCAACCCAACUGUGGAUGGCAAAAGUGCAGAGGCCGUCACAGCAUCUCAAGGAAAAGAUCAGAAUGGUGUGGUUGUGGAUGGAAAAUCUGGAACAAGUGGGACUGGGUCUGAAGAAGGGUGUGCUGGUCUGGGGGAGGAAUGCUCACCACAUUCGCCUUUGCUGCCACCUGUGUGUGCACAGCCAUUGCCAGAGUGA